Molecule: messenger RNA, 1235 nt
Organism: Pomacea canaliculata
Lineage: Eukaryota; Metazoa; Mollusca; Gastropoda; Architaenioglossa; Ampullariidae
Exons: 7
Coding region: 181-675 (164 amino acids)
Source: RefSeq, a predicted model, not a curated record
GCUGAGCAUCCCAGUUAGUUCAACCCGGUAUCUACUUACAGCGGAUGCUGACACUCAGAACUAAACUGUGUGGUGUGUUGUAGCAUGCCUGAUUGAGUGUUGGAAGUCUGUUGUUGCUUUUUGCCUACUGAUGAACAGCAUCUUUGGUGGUAAAACUGUAAAUCCGAUACUGCUGUGGUGAUGAAAGCAUCUGGAAUGGAAUACCUCGGUGGUUUGUUGUUACUGGUCCUGGCCUUUACUGUCACAGUUUCUGGAACACAAGCUAGAUGUGAGGAGCGAGAAAGCAGCGCCGUUGGAGUUUGUUUUUCCCAGCAUGCAAUGGCCUUCUCACCUUUGCUGCACAACUCGUAUUGCGACAGAAAACUGAUUACAGAACAGCUUUGCACGAAGUUUGUCUUCAUCGUGGAGUGUGUCAAUGAAAUCAGAACCUCUCCGUCGUGCAGUCGGGCCAGUCUACUUGGCUCACAGAUGAAUUUCGCUUGUAACCUGACCGACUUGCAGGAAGAAUGUGCAGACGUCCCUGAACUUGACACAGAUAAUAUUCUGACGAUGGCAUCUUCAUCUGGGAGUGGUAGUACAAUGACGGAAGUGUCAUCUGGAGAUGACAUGCUGACGAUGGAACCUUGUAAGUCUGGAUGGGUGAAUGAUGAGAUUGAAGCUCUCACUAGUUCCUAGCCUUUGAAAACAAAUUAUAUUUCAAGCUCUUUAGUUAAACUUUGUAGUAAAACAAUAUUUUUCAAUUCGUUUCCAUUUGCUUGCUGAAGACGGUAAAGCGUUUUCUUUUUUUACGAAAAGCAUGUUGCCGAAAGUCAAAUACACUUACUAUUUAUGUUGAUACACAACACACGACCAACCUUUCAACAUUUAGAAAUCUGAUUAGCGGCAUGUCAUUGCACCUUUCUUUCCUUUCUUCCUUUCAAAACAUCAACACUAAGAUUGUUAAUAAAAUUCUGCUGAAAGUUUGUCCCCAACAAAGCAGUUGAAGGGAGUGAGGAGAGAGAGAGGUGUUUGGGGUUCGGUCCCAACUCACGGGAGUGUGACAAACACCGUGUAGCGGUCAAUGACUGGACUGAAGUCUUGACUGUCAUCGCUAUGCUACGGAUGCUGAUGGACAGAGAGUCCCUCAGCACAGCUCAGGCAUAGACUGAUGACCUUAAAUUUCACGUAAAGCGUCUAUUUCAAGAAAAAAUACAAGCAAUAACAAAACACCAUCAGCGAAUAUUUUGUGUUAAUUU